Messenger RNA from Chaetura pelagica (chimney swift), 795 nucleotides. It is a transcript of the gene UPK1B, whose product is annotated as uroplakin 1B. The record is from RefSeq and is a predicted model, not a curated record. Lineage: Eukaryota; Metazoa; Chordata; Aves; Apodiformes; Apodidae. Gene Ontology annotation, cellular component: membrane. The transcript has 7 exons. Bases 13 to 795 code for a protein of 260 amino acids.
GAAGAAUUAAAGAUGGCAAAAAACAGUGAUGGGAUACACAUCUUGCAGGGUCUAUUAGUUUUUGGGAAUGUCAUCAUUGGGAUGUGUGGCAUUGCCCUGACAGCAGAGUGCAUCUUCUUUGUGUCUGAUCCCAAUGGUCUCUAUCCUCUGCUGGAAGCCACAAAAAACAACGACAUCUAUGCUGCUGCUUGGAUCGGCAUCUUUGUUGGCUUUGCACUCCUUGCCCUGUCUAUCCUUGGUAUCAUUGGAGUCAUAAAGUGCAACAGGACCUUGCUGAUGGUGUAUAUUAUUCUCAUGCUGAUCACAUAUGCUUUUGAAAUGGCUUCUUGCAUCACGGCAGCCACUCACCGAGACUUCCUCACUCCGAAUCUCUUCCUGAAGCAAAUGCUGCAGAGGUAUCAGAGUCCUGAGGCAAACAGUGACAAUGACAAACGGAUAACCGAAGGGGUCACAAACACAUGGAAUAAACUCAUGCUUCAGAACCAGUGCUGUGGGGUGCAGGGCCCCUCUGACUGGCAGAACUACACGUCCACCUUCCGCAUGACGCACAGCGAUGCUGACUUCCCUUGGCCACACGAGUGCUGUGUCAUGGAUUCACAAAGGUCUCCUGUCAACCUCAAUGCCUGCAAGCUUGGAGUCCCUGGCUACUAUUAUGACAAAGGUUGUUAUGAUGCUAUUUCUGGGCCAAUGAUCACACAUGCCUGGGGUGUUGCCUGGUUUGGUUUUGCCAUCCUCUGCUGGACUUUCUGCGUCCUCCUUGGUACCAUGUUCUUCUGGAGCAGAAUUGAAUACUGA